This is a messenger RNA of Lichtheimia ornata, 942 nucleotides long. RefSeq lists its product as uncharacterized. The transcript is spliced from 4 exons. Gene Ontology annotation, biological process: alternative respiration. The coding region runs from base 1 to 942 and encodes 313 amino acids. The record is from RefSeq and is a predicted model, not a curated record. Lineage: Eukaryota; Fungi; Mucoromycota; Mucoromycetes; Mucorales; Lichtheimiaceae. Gene Ontology annotation, cellular component: mitochondrion. Gene Ontology annotation, molecular function: alternative oxidase activity.
AUGCUCAAAGUUGCAACAACAGCCACCACCCGUGCAUUUAUCAAGAAUGCUCACCCAUCCCUUUUCGCAACCGGUGCCAUUGGCUUGCGACAUCAACAACGUUUUUAUCAACCUAGCAAGCCGACACCCAUGUCAACACCCGCUGAUGACAUUCCAAAGGACGUCCUUCGUGAAAUCCAAUCAACCCACCCUCUCCCAAUGCGUGAAGAAUUCAUGGGGGAUAAGAAGCUCACCACGCAAGAGUUGGAGAACCUAGACAUUGGUCUUGACAAACACUACAAGCCUAAUACCAUGAGUGAUCGUUUUGCCUAUCGCCUCGUCAAGACUUUGCGUUUGCUUCCUGAUACAUACUUCCGAAAUGAUUAUUACAUGCGUGCUGUUAUGCUCGAAACCAUUGCUGCAGUGCCUGGUAUGGUAGGAGCUAUGUUACGGCACAUGCGCUCAUUGCGAAACAUGGCCGAUGACAAUGGAUGGAUUAUUCAUUUGCUGCAUGAAGCUGAGAAUGAGCGUAUGCAUUUGAUGACAUGGAUGAAGUGCCUUCAACCCAGCCUUUUCAAUCGUCUACUCGUAUUGGGUGCCCAAGGUGUCUUUUUCAACAGCUACUUUUGGUUGUAUGUCUUUUCUCCCAAGACAGCUCAUCGCAUGUGCGGUUAUUUGGAGGAAGAGGCUGUAGUCUCAUACACUCAUUUCCUUAAUGCUAUUGACAAGGGCGAGUUGGGUAAUUCAAGAGCACCCGAAAUUGCCAUUGAAUACUACAACCUUCAGCCAACUGCCACCAUCCGUGAUGUGGUAUUAGCUGUGCGUGCCGAUGAAGCGCUGCAUCGAGAUGCCAACCACUUUUUGUCCGAUCGCAUUUCGCAACACCGUGAAAACCUUCUAGAUGAUGUCAAGGAAAAACACAAAAUGGAGCAUCAUCAUCAUGAACCAUCUCAUGCGCAUUGA